Messenger RNA from Sorex fumeus (smoky shrew), 1480 nucleotides. RefSeq names its product adrenoceptor alpha 2C (gene ADRA2C). Lineage: Eukaryota; Metazoa; Chordata; Mammalia; Eulipotyphla; Soricidae. The coding region runs from base 113 to 1441 and encodes 442 amino acids. Gene Ontology annotation, cellular component: membrane. Gene Ontology annotation, molecular function: alpha2-adrenergic receptor activity. The transcript has a single exon. The record is from RefSeq and is a predicted model, not a curated record. Gene Ontology annotation, biological process: regulation of vasoconstriction; regulation of smooth muscle contraction; adenylate cyclase-activating adrenergic receptor signaling pathway.
GCGGCGGCGGGAGCCCCGCGCCCAGCUCUGCGCCCGGGCCGGCGAUGCGCGCGCCCAGCGGGGCCGGGGGACGCCCGGGCGGCGGCGGGCGCGCGUAGCCGGCGGCAGGACCAUGGCGUCCCCGGCGCUGGCGGCGGCGCUGGCGGCGGGGGCGGCGGCGGCGCCGGGCCCGAACGCCAGCCGCGCCGGCGAGGACGGCGGCGGGGCCGCCAACGGCUCGGGCGCCGCCUGGGGGCCGCCCCCGGGCCAGUACUCGGCGGGCGCCGUGGCGGGGCUGGCGGCCGUGGUGGGCUUCCUCAUCGUCUUCACCGUGGUGGGCAACGUGCUGGUGGUGAUCGCCGUGCUGACCAGCCGCGCGCUGCGGGCGCCGCAGAACCUGUUCCUGGUGUCGCUGGCCUCGGCGGACAUCCUUGUGGCCACGCUGGUCAUGCCCUUCUCGCUGGCCAACGAGCUCAUGGCCUACUGGUACUUCGGGCAGGUGUGGUGCGGCGUGUACCUGGCGCUCGACGUGCUCUUCUGCACCUCGUCCAUCGUGCACCUGUGCGCCAUCAGCCUGGACCGCUACUGGUCGGUGACACAGGCCGUGGAGUACAACCUGAAGCGCACGCCGCGCCGCGUCAAGGCCACCAUCGUGGCCGUGUGGCUCAUCUCGGCCGUCAUCUCCUUCCCGCCGCUCGUGUCGCUGUACCGCCGGCCCGACGGCGCCGCCUACCCGCAGUGCGGCCUCAACGACGAGACCUGGUACAUCCUGUCCUCCUGCAUCGGCUCCUUCUUCGCUCCCUGCCUCAUCAUGGUCCUGGUCUACGCGCGCAUCUACCGCGUGGCCAAGCUGCGCACGCGCACGCUCAGCGAGAAGCGCGCGCCCGCGGGCCCCGACGGCGCGGCCCCGGCCACCGAGAACGGCCACUGCGCGCCCGAGGACGGCGGCGCGGCGGCCGAGCGGCGGCGCCGGCGGGGAGCGCUGCGGCGGGGCGCGCGGAGGCGCGCGGAGGCCGAGGCGGGCGCGGGCGGCGCCGACGGGCUGGGGCGGGGCCAGGGUGCUCUGGCCGCGGCCGCCGCGCGCUCCCCGGGCCCCGGUGGACGCCUGUCGCGCGCCAGCUCGCGCUCCGUCGAGUUCUUCCUGUCGCGCCGGCGCCGGGCGCGCAGCAGCGUGUGCCGGCGGAAGGUGGCCCAGGCGCGCGAGAAGCGCUUCACCUUCGUGCUGGCCGUGGUCAUGGGCGUGUUCGUGCUCUGCUGGUUCCCCUUCUUCUUCAGCUAUAGCCUCUACGGCAUCUGCCGCCAAGCCUGCCAGGUGCCCGACCCGCUCUUCAAGUUCUUCUUCUGGAUCGGGUACUGCAACAGCUCCCUGAACCCGGUCAUCUACACCGUCUUCAACCAGGACUUCCGGCGCUCUUUCAAGCACAUCCUCUUCCGACGGCAGCGAAGGGGCUUCAGGCAAUGACCGCGCCCGCCUGGGCCCGACCCAGGGGCCUCCGGGGCG